This is a messenger RNA of Capsella rubella, 1000 nucleotides long. RefSeq lists its product as uncharacterized. Bases 69 to 752 code for a protein of 227 amino acids. The transcript has 4 exons. Lineage: Eukaryota; Viridiplantae; Streptophyta; Magnoliopsida; Brassicales; Brassicaceae. The record is from RefSeq and is a predicted model, not a curated record.
AAAAAAAGAGAGAGAACCAAACGGAAGAAAGUUUUUUAAAAAAGAAUCCAAUUAGAAUUAAAUAAGAAAUGACGAUUCGGAAUCCGUUGAUCUGGAGAAAUCUUAUUUUCUGGUACAUCUUCAUCCUCAUGUGGAUUCCAGGACUUUUUGUUAGAUCGCAAUUUAUCACACUCAACACCAUUGAGAUAUUCACAAAGCACGACUGGUUCAAGCUCAAACACACGGUCUACUUUCAGUGCAAAGGAGAGAACAAAACUGUUCUUCCAGAUGUUACCAAAACCGGUGUCUUGUACACUUUCCGCGGUCAAGAAUCAUGGCAGCCUAUGACUGAAAUUGGUGGCGAAAAAUGUAAGCGAUGCGGAAUCUAUGAGCAAGGCAGCCUUGUCUCAGACAAAGAGUUCGAUGAAUGGGAAGUUUGUCCCUCUGAUUUCUCUGCUAGCCAAAUCUAUAUGCAUUUUAAGGAAAAGGAGAUUAAUGCUACUUUUGUCUGCCACGGUUGCACCAAGCUCGACUCCAUAUCUUCUAAAGCAACGACGGGUUCUAGUCCCCAAGAGGAAGGAAACAACGGGAUAACAGUCAUGAUAGCGAUUGUAGCAGGCAUAUUGUGUGCGACUCUGGUUGUGGUUGGAGGCGUUUUUACGUUCAAGCACUCGCAAAGGAUGAAGAAGCAGCGAGAUCAAGCUAGGUUUAUGCAGCUAUUUGAGGAAAGUGAUGAACCUGAAGAUGAACUUGGACUUGAACCUGUGAUAUGAUAUAUAGUAUUGAGCAGGUUCGUCCACAAUUUAUCUGAACAACAGAGACUUUUCGGUGUUUCAUGAGUUUUGCAGCUUAUAUUAGGGAAGAGGGUUGACAGUAGGAAAUCUUAGCUUUUGGCCAUCUGGUUUUUGGUAUUUGCUUCUUUUCCCCCACAUUUUAGAAAUCAGACAAAAUAAUCACAAAAAGUUUCAACAGAGAAAGCUAUUGUACAUAUUCUAAUCCACAAAUGCAUAGGGAACUUUAA